CUCUUACUUAUUCUCCCACUACUAGAUAAAAUCUGCUAAUUAAAGUACCACUACUUCUCUACUAAAGCGUUCCACUAUUAUGGUUGAAAUUUUCUAUUAAUUCACUUUUAUUGAGUUAUUUAUCCAAAAUGAAUUCCAGUUAUCAUACAAUCAAACACACACCUAAUAUUUUUAUUAGAAAAAACAAAUGUUAGUUUAUUAAUUAAUUACAGUAUUCAAUAAAGGUUUAAUAUAUUAUUGCAAAAUGCACAUUAUUCACUGUUUCUCCGCCGAUGAGGGUAUUUUCUAAAUCUAUAUUAGUUUGUAAGCUAUUCUUGGUAAUUUGAAAUUAAAAUAAUUUAGCUAUUUUUGAAAACCCAAGUUUAGGUUACAAAAUUUAACAUAGCAAAGCUGCAUGGUAUGAGAUUCAUGUACAGACACGUUUUUUAUUUUUAAUCCCAAAAUUAAUUAAUUUAAAUUUAAUUGAUUGUUCCAACAAAGCAUUGAUAUUUUGAAGAAAAGCAUAGAUAGCUAGGUAGUUUUAAUUAGUGUGACACCUAAGAUUGCGAGGUCGAAAUAUCAAAUUUGUAAUGUGUUAAGGUGUAGGCAGCUAGUUUGGUAUAGUUGUGUAGUUCCUUGUAUAGAUAUAUAUAUUUAUUAUCCCUACUAAUGUGUUUACAUGCAAUUGAUUUGAUUUGGUGUUUUUUUGGGAGGAAAUAUGAACUCCUCCGCAAGUUUAUUCACUUCAAUUGUUCUGUUGUAUGAGGAUAAUAUUACAGGACGUCAUCAAGUCUACAAUGUUUGCAUCGAACAACCACAAAUGAUAAUAGCUGAAGGCAUAUGGGCUUCUCACACCAUUGUUCCUCCUAAAUCUUCAUUUACAAUGCUUGAGAUUCAAAUCAUUAUCAUCUUUUUCAUCACACAAUUCUUUCAUUUCUUUCUCAAGCGCUUAGGAUUCUCUUGUUUCAUUUCACAAGUCAUGGCUGGAUUUCUUCUGGGUCCUUCAAUUUCAUUAGGACCACUAGAUGAAUACAAAAAGAUGUUAUUCCCUUUUGGUGGUCCAGACAUACUAAACACAAUAUCAUCCUAUGGCUACGCAUUUUUCUUAUUCUUAAACUCGGUUCAAAUGGACUUCACAUUAAUAAGAAAAACAGGCAAAAAAUCUUUGGUCAUCGCCCUUCUUUCCUAUUAUUUACCCAUAAUGGUUGGCUUCUUGAUCAUAUUUCUUACCCGCUCAGUCUGGAUAAAUUUAGUUGGCGAAGAACAAGCUUAUAAUUUACCCAUUGUCGUUAUAUCUCAUAGUGGUUGUUCUUUUGCCGUCAUUGCUUCUUUGUUAAGAGACAUUGGAAUCCUCAACUCGGAACUGGGCCGUCUUGCAUUGUCUUCGGCUUUCUUAAACGAUAUAGCAGGUAAUGUCUUUGCGGGUGCAGGGACGGCCAUAGUGAGUACCAUGGAAAGGGGAAUGUUUCUGACAGUUAAAAACUUACUUUUAUUUUUUGUUUAUCUGUUUGGGAUUCCAUUAAUUGGGAGACCAAUAAUGAUGAGGAUGGUGAAAAACACACCAGAAGGAAAACCAAUCAACAAGAUAUAUAUAAACGCAAUAGUGCUAGCAUUUUUCUUAUUGGGUAUGUUAGCUGGAAACUUCAACCAACCUUUUUUGGCAGGAGCAGUUAUAUUGGGCCUUGCCGUUCCUGAAGGCCCGCCAUUAGGGUCAGAGUUGGUUAACCAAUUUGAAUUAUUCUCUACAUGGAUUCUCACUCCACUUUUUGUAACUUGUUGUGUCAUGAAAGUGGAUCUCACUCUUUGUGGCCCACCUAUCCUUAUUAUUGUUGUCAUCGGUUUCAUCCUGAUGGUGCAUACCAUUAAGCUACUACAGUGCAUGAUUGUUUGCAAAUAUUGCAAUAUGCCUACAACCGAUGGUCUUUGCCUUGCCCUAAUUUUGAGUUGCAAAGGUGUUGUUGAUUGUUGCUCCUUUAUUCUUGUCUAUGAUGGAACAAAGAAAACUCCUGAAUCUAUAGGUAUUAUGGUAAUAUCAACCUUAGUGUUUGCAACAAUCUCAAAAUUAGGUGUAAAGGCAUUAUACGACCCAUCAAGAAAAUAUGCAGGGUAUCAGAAAAGAAACAUAAUGAAUCUAAAACAAAACUCAGAGCUUCGUUUGGUUGCAGUUGUGCACAGAGCAAGUCACAUGGUUCACGUUAAGAACUUCUUAAGCCUAUGUUCUCCGGCACCAGACAACGUGCUAAUAGCAGACGUGGUACAUGUUAUGGAAUUAAUUGGAAGAACAACACCCAUUUUCAUUUCACAUCGUCUCCAACAAAAAACGGGGUCAACACAUAACUACUCGGGAGAGUUAGUUGUUACAUUCGACCUUUUUGAGCGAGACCAUGCUGGUUCAGCAACAGCUAACACGUACACAGCAAUAUCUCCACAAACGUUUAUGCAGGACGAUGUUUGUUACCUUGCAUUAGACAAAAACGCAGCUAUUAUAAUUCUACCAUUUCACAUAAGAUGGACGCCACAAGGUUUAAUUGAAUCAGACGACAACAUGGUAAGAACGUUGAAUUCAAAGGUUUUGGAAAGAGCACCUUGUUCAAUUGGAAUUUUGGUUAACCGUGGCAAUGCCGCCACAAGAAAUAAUAAUAAUAGUAAUAAUAAUAAUUCAACUGGUUAUAAAGUAGCUAUGGUUUUUCUUGGAGGGCCUGAUGAUAGAGAAGCUUUGUGUUUGGCUAAAAGGUUUUCCAAAAACUUAGAUAAUUCAUUGUAUGUGUAUCGAUUGUUAGCGAGCGACCAAGAUGCAAUGGGGUGGGAGAAAAUGAUUGAUGAUGAGGAGUUAAGGGAAGUUCGUGGAUCUUAUAUUAAACUUGAAAAUGUAAAGUAUGAAGAAAAAACUAUACAGGAUGCAUCUGAGACAACUACUUUCAUUAGGGAUAUAGCAAAUAAAUUUGAUUUUAUUAUUGUUGGGAGACGUAAUGGAGUUAAAUCACCUCAGACACUUGGUUUAGAAAAUUGGACUGAGUAUACUGAAUUAGGUGUUAUUGGUGAUUUGCUUGCUUCGCCUGAUAUGGAAACUAAAGCUUCUGUUUUAGUUGUGCAACAACAACAACAAACUAAUUAUACAUCCUCCACUUAACUUUUUUGUAACUUUAGCUUGU
Vicia villosa (hairy vetch) is the source of this 3131-nucleotide messenger RNA. Its product is annotated as cation/H(+) antiporter 4-like. Gene Ontology annotation, cellular component: membrane; endomembrane system. The transcript has 3 exons. The record is from RefSeq and is a predicted model, not a curated record. Gene Ontology annotation, molecular function: antiporter activity. Lineage: Eukaryota; Viridiplantae; Streptophyta; Magnoliopsida; Fabales; Fabaceae. The coding region runs from base 698 to 3109 and encodes 803 amino acids. Gene Ontology annotation, biological process: regulation of pH; proton transmembrane transport.